AUGGUCACCGCUAUCAAGCUGGACGACAUCGCAAAAGCUAUGGGCGACGUCGUCAGCGCCUUCACGGACGACCCGGUGGGUUUCGUGGUCGAUUUCGGCGUCGAUAUCAUCCACGACAAGGUGAAUGAUCUCAUGAACUGCUACAAGGGACUGUCAGGCCAGGCGGCGCCAAAAUGCUCCGAGCUCAACACUCUGAAGGCGUGCGAGAGCACUGCAACAUCCGCGCUAAGUGCCGCAAAGGUGGCCAACAAGGCGGCAAUGACCGCAACAAACGUAAAGCGACUAGAACCCGGCCUCGGCAAGGUGGACAACGUCCUGUCAGUGACCUCGGACAUGUGCAAGCGCGGCUGCGAGGGAGGUGUGUGCGGCGAUGCAGACGGCAAGGCUGCCGAGACCCUCAUUAUUCGACCCCCGACGAAAUGCGGCAGGAACUGGUACACCAAAACGGGCAAGGUCGAGUUUAGCUACAUGGGCUGCUACGUUGGGUUGACCGACGAUCCCAGCACUUACAGUGAGUGCCCGGCUGCCUACGAGUCCAGUGUGAUCGGGAACGCCAUGUUCGUGCGGUGCGUCGACCAGGACGGCCAAACGCUUAACCUGGAUGCAGAGGUAGCGACAGCAGCAAAUACUCAAGGCAGCCCUUUGAGCUCAUCUGCGAUUAAAGGUGCGUCACUGUGGCUGCUUGCUGUGCUUCUGGGCCAGAAGUUCUGA
Phytophthora sojae is the source of this 711-nucleotide messenger RNA. RefSeq lists its product as hypothetical. The coding region runs from base 1 to 711 and encodes 236 amino acids. NCBI's taxonomy places the organism in Eukaryota, Oomycota, Peronosporomycetes, Peronosporales, Peronosporaceae. The record is from RefSeq and is a predicted model, not a curated record. The transcript is spliced from 2 exons.